ACCUGCAGCAUGGAUAACUGGAGCAGGACUGAUCGGCUGCGUGCGAUAAUUCAUCGGUUCAUAUCUCGGUAAAUACAGAAAUCAGUUAUAGUUUAACAAAGACACAAUGGCUACGCAGUCUGUGCCGAAACUUGAAGUAAAGCUUUUCGAAGAUGGACAGGACAACCCAGACAGUCAGAAUGAUGACCAUCUGAGGAGUCUGAAAGCACUUACUCAAAAACUGAGGCUUGAAACCAGAAGACCUUCCUAUUUAGAAUGGAAAGCCAAACUUGAAGGGAAAGACUGGAAAAGCUCAAAGCUGGAGGACCAAGGGCUCAUAAUGACAAAGAAGCCUGGUGAGGAGCCCAGUAACUUCAAGAAAACACAAAGACAGUUCAGUGGGAGUUCUGUCAGCGAUGGCAACUUGACUUCAGGAAAACUUAGUGGCUUUGAGAAUAUGGACGAAGCACUGAGCUGGCUCCGGAAGGAAUUGACAGAAAUGCGUCUGCAAGACCAGCAGCUGGCAAGACAACUGAUGCGUCUUCGUAGUGACAUCAACAAGUUGAAGAUUGAACAGACCUGCCACCUUCACCAACGAAUGCUUAAUGAUGCCACCUAUGAACUGGAGGAGAGGGAUGAACUGUCGGAUUUGUUUUGUGACUUCCCAGUAACCAAUGCCUUCACUCUAUCAGCACCUCUCAAACUUAUUGGCGUUACUAAAAUGAACAUUAAUUCCAGGAGAUUUUCUUUAUGUUAA
Messenger RNA from Hemiscyllium ocellatum (epaulette shark), 736 nucleotides. It is a transcript of the gene fam167aa, whose product is annotated as family with sequence similarity 167 member Aa. The transcript has 3 exons. NCBI's taxonomy places the organism in Eukaryota, Metazoa, Chordata, Chondrichthyes, Orectolobiformes, Hemiscylliidae. The record is from RefSeq and is a predicted model, not a curated record. Bases 107 to 736 code for a protein of 209 amino acids.